CACAGACAUUUUAGUGAUCUUAUCGUCAGAUAAGUGCAGGACCCUCACUCAAUCAAAGACAGUGAAGACCAGUGAUCAUAGCGGACGUCUCUCUCGCAGCACUUCAUGACGCUUGAGAUUUUUGCAAAAAUGAAGUUCUACACAGCAUGGAUGGUUUUGACUUUUCUUGUCAUCUACCUCUCUGAUUUAACCCAGGGAAAGGAUGAAGCUCACUGGCAAAAGAUGAACACCUCACCAGUCUGCUUUGGCGCAAAGAAUAACAAGUUUGGCAAGUUCCGUGCUCCAUAUGGUGGAAAACUGGCAGCUGUAAAACUGGUCUAUCUGCACGGCUACGUUACUUGCGCCGUAAAUGCAGCAACCCCCCAGUGGUCCUUUUGGGGCUGCGGUAACAGGCCCUCUGUCAGAAACCACAUCAAUGGUGUCAUAACAACAUCAUCCAAUAGCAUCAUUUUACCACCGAGUUAGAUCUUUACUCUUGGAAGAGGGAAGUGGUCGGAGAUUCCCGGAUACAACUUGUUUUCCCCCGAGAUCAUUUUGUCUUUCAUCUCCGGUAGUCAGUCAGUCCAUGCGGGUGAACAUCUACGUUUUUUUAACGGAGAAGAUUACUUGAACUAGACGGAAGGCGACAACGAUGGACGAGUCUGUUGCGAUGUUUACGCCCUUUAUGUCGAGUAUUCAUACUAGUUAAAGGUUCAGGUGAGUUUUCAAAAGCAUAAAAAGAGCCUUAGUGUCGUUCAUUUUUAAGCUUUCGUAAUGUAAUGGAUCCGCUUUCGGUGAUUAACACAGUUCUAUAAAUGUUCGUAAGCUAUCACAAUUUAAAAUCAUGACGUUUUCGUCAAAUCGCAAAUAGCGAAAGUUGUAGUUUUUGCAGUCUGUUUUCAGCGUUUUUGCACAAAUGUGUGCAUU
Pocillopora verrucosa is the source of this 906-nucleotide messenger RNA. The record is from RefSeq and is a predicted model, not a curated record. NCBI's taxonomy places the organism in Eukaryota, Metazoa, Cnidaria, Anthozoa, Scleractinia, Pocilloporidae.